Molecule: messenger RNA, 1014 nt
Organism: Microthlaspi erraticum
Lineage: Eukaryota; Viridiplantae; Streptophyta; Magnoliopsida; Brassicales; Brassicaceae
Source: the annotation of a GenBank genome assembly
AUGAGGGUGAGGAUUGCGAAGGAGAGAUCUGAUUUAACCGAGUUGGUUUCUGCUGUAAUCAAGACGACUUACGAUACACGGAGUCCAGGCGGGGUCGAGCGAUGCAUCGACGCGUUGAAUCAGUUGAGGCAUAGGAACCCUAAGAUCCGCAAGGAAGCUCAGUCCUUGUUUGGUUACUGGUAUAAUACGCUUUACGCACGAGGAAGAGACGACACUUCCAAAGCUGGUCUUACCAAGUCUUGUCAGAAGCCGAAGAAGUCUGUUCUAAGAAGAUGUUCAGAGUUGAAGAAGAAAGAAGAACGGAAAUCUGUCAAAGAUGAGAGAUCUCAGACUCAUGAAGCGGUUGAGAUUAAGAAAGAGGACAAGACAGGCUUUUUGGAUUUUAAGAAGGAACAAGAUCGGAAGUUUUUGACUCAUGAAACUGAAGAGAUCAAGAAAGAGACAUAUACUAAUCUUGUGAAGUCGGAGAAGAAAGAAGAUCAGAAGAUGCUAUCUGUUACUCCCAAGGCUCUUCCUCAGCACUGGAGACAAAACAUCAAAGACAAAGAUGGUAAAAUCACAACCAAAUCAUUGAGACCUCCUUCGAGGAGAGAUGCUGCUUGCAAAAACGUUGCACGAAAGCAGACCGGACCUUUUGAAGAUUCUGGAAACCCUAAAUCUCCAGCCUUGAAGAUUAAAACAGAGGAGGAGCUCACGAAGAGGAAAACGGAGCUUGUGGAGCUGUUCGAAGCAGCCAUGAAAGCUUCUAAGAUGGCCAACUCUUACGGUAAACCAGAGGUGUCACGCUGCGUUGAGGCUCUCUCGUUACUCAUGAAUCUCAAUAUCAGUCCAAGCCCUAAAGAACCAAGGAGGAUGAUGGAGAGGCUCGAGGGACUUACAAAGCACAAAUACCACAAUAUUUGCAAUGCUGCUUCAUCCCUUCUCCACCAUUGGAGGCAGAUUAUCAGGAAACAAGAACGUAAAGACUCUGCCGCCAAGAAGACGUUUCCUAACCACUCCUGUAAAGCUCGUUAG